CGUAGUGUCAGUGCGCAAAAAAAUUGUUAGAAAACUUAUUACUCGAAUUGUUUUGCAUAUUUAACGCCUUUCGCACUGUUCGCAGUUACAUUUAAUGGCGCGUAUGUUAAAAAAUUAAGACCCACGAUCAAGCAAUGGACAGGUGGGAAAGUUAUUAAAAUAAAGUUAUUUAACGACUUAGACAGACGCGCGGGCCGGGUAAACACAGAAGCGAAAAGUGGCAGCCAAAUUCAGAAGAAAGCUAUGCCGGCAAGUGCAGGCACCACGUAAAUAUAUUUAUUGCACAAAAUUGAACGCACGCGCAUGAUGAAUUCAAGCAAGGAGGCAAAAAGUGCGGCAAAGGCACAAAAAAAGUCACAAAAGGCUAAUAAAAAGCAGCUGCAAAAACAACAACAACAGCAACAACUGACAAAUGGCACUAAAAAUGGAAACGUGAAAUCUCCGCCAACUGCAAAAUCAGCAGCCAAAGUGGCGGCCAGUCAACAAAAUACCAUUAACAACAAUAACAAUAAUAACGAACAAAACCACAACAAUACAAGUAACAACAAUAUUAGUCAAAAGUUUCGAGAGCAUUACGAGGCGGAGCGUCGUGCUCUCAUGAAUUCAUCCUCACCCAAUGUGCUGCCUCGCUACGAGAAUGUUCCCAAAAUGGAGCGCGCUAAUAGCUUCUCGCUGAGGGGUAAAAUCUCCAAGCUGAUGAAUCACAUUACCGGCAGCAAGGAGAAUCUGACCAAAAUGGACGAGGAGAAUACCUUCAAGACGCCUUUCACAUUUACAAGAAGUCGCUCCAUGAUAUUGCUGCGCCGGCCGAACAGGCGAAGUUUUAUCGAGCCCCAGUUGGAGCAGCUGUCCGAGGAGGCGGAAAAGGCCGGUGAGCCCAUUUCCCCGCGAAAGAAUUCACUAGCCGAGACCGCUGAGCAUUCAUCAGCGGUCAGGCUGGCCAACGUUGACGAUGACUGCUCGCCUCAGUUGCGCAGGCGCGCCGACUCUUCGGUAAAUCAGAAGCAGCGCGAAUACAUAACACCCGCUCGCCGCCAAUCGGCACAGCCACUGACCUCCACGCCGCUGGAGGAGACACCCAUGCAGCGUAAGCCCUCGCUGGUGUCGCUGACGAAGAACGAACUGAAUUAUAAUCCGCAAUUAAAUUUCCAAAAACGUCGCUCCAGCACGCUCAUAUCCUCAUUUAAAACCACUUUCGGUCUGAGUGGUGGAAACGGGGGCGAGAAGAAGAAGGAUAAGCUGAAUCCCAAGUGGAGUGCCUCCCUCCAGUCUUUGCAGGCUAUCGAUAAUAUGGUCAGCUAUGCAAACAUGUCCUUCAUUGACUACGACAAGUUUAACGGCUAUGAGAAGCAACUGGAACGCCAGCAGUCAGCCAUGAGUCUGGCCGAGCCACAGAUACCACAAACGCCUCAGUUACCACUGCCUUCAACUGCAAUGCAGUCCCCCAUCUCGCUAUUUGGUGAUGCCAAUGGAGCGAUACAAUCGCCUGCUUCGCCCUCCUAUUCCGCAUCGGCGGAAACGACGCCCAAGACAGUUGUGCGGCGGCGCAAACGCAGCACUAGCUCCCUAAUCGAACGGCCCUUCGCUUCACGCACCAGCCUUAACAGUGGUUAUAAUCUGGAAACAGAUUACGAACACAAUCUGGACAGGGUGCAGAAUGUUUACCGUGACAGUUUGGAUUCACGCACCUUAGAAUUAUUAAACGCGCGGUCACGCAACUCAUACAUUCAGGACCAGAAUUUCGUCAUUGAUUGGCUCAACCUGGAGAAUGGAGCCGUGGCUCGACGAUGUACCCUCUGUGCCCAGCGAAUCGCUAGAAAUAACAGCAUGAGAAAGCAACAGGAUGCAGUAGACGGGCACGGGAAACCCAAAAGACAGUUAAAAUCGAAAAGUCUCACGCACUUGGAUGGCCUCGAUACUGUGGUCGCCUGUCAGCAUGGAACGGCAACCACCGCAUCCAGCUCGGGUGCUCCAGUGAUGGCGUCGGCGAUGAUGGCGGAAUGUCUGGGCAGGCAAGCGAAUAUGGUAUCCAGUUCCGAAUACUUUUCCGUUUGCUUUAACUCAGACACUUCGCAUCCACCGGACGAGGAAUUUAUAAGAGCGGCAAAGGGUGUGACGUUGUUCAAUGCGCUAAACCAGUCUUUACGAAGGCGAAACCUUAGUUUCUCCCAAAUAACCAUAACGGACAACAAUCCUACGCCCAGUUUUUUAGACGCAGGCCCCACGCCGUUGACAAGCUCAUUGGAUGAGAAUACUGACGUAGAGAACUUGGCCGGUCAUCACCUUAUUAUCACGGAACGCGAUAGUAGUCGGAAAACAUUGCAGAAGGCUGCAUCCUUUGGUUCCCGCCAACGUCCACCCCGUCUGCUCUCUUCGGCUUCGACGGAAGAGACCAGCGAAUCAGCGAAUGUGGCAAGCAAGCAGAUCAAACCCCGAUGGUCGUCCAUUUUUGGCGUUAAGAACCCGCAACAAAGUCAGCUUUGCGAGCUGCUCAACAGCUACUCGAAGAGUGGCGUGCCACAACAGCCGGACGCACUAAACUUCCAACAUCCCGACCUGCCUGCCGCUCUCGACUAUCUGAAUCACAUGCACAAGUCCUGGCGAGAUAUUGUGGACAGUGACGGGAUGAGCGACAACGAAAUCAAGAUACAAACUGCAAUAUGGGAGCUGGUCACCACGGAAGUUUACUACAUCCAUGCACUGCAAACGGUUACAGAUCUCUUUCUCGCCUGCCUGGCAGCCGUGCAGGAGGAACGCCUGCUGGCCGACGUCGAUCAGCAUCGACUGUUCUCGAAUGUGCGCGCUGUUUGCGAGGCGAACAUCCGGUUCUGGACGUUGUGGCUCUAUCCAAUGGUGCGGCAUAGCGAGGUAACCCGCGAGCCACUACGUUGUGCCUUCUUUCAGGAGGGCUUUAUAGCGUUCGCCUCGAUAUUUGCCCCAUACAAGAUCUACUGUGCCGAGCAGAGCACCUGCCAGUUCUAUUGCAAGGAGCUGAAUCAAAACAAUCCGCUCUUUACCUCCUACUUGGCAUGGUGUGAGUCUCAAAAGAAAUGCAAUCGACUGCGUCUGGCCGACAUCGUUGUCCGACCCAUGCAGCGACUCACCAAAUACAGCCUGCUCCUGGCAGCCAUAAAAAAGCAUAUGUCCGAUGUGGACGAGAUCGAGGCUAUUGACACCAUGAUACACAGCGUGGAGAACUUUGUUGGCAGUGUGAAUAAUCAUUUGACCAUGCGGCAGGAGAACGAGCGUCUCAAGGGCGUUAUGGCGCGCAUUGAAUCCUACGAUGUUGUGGACACCAACAACGAGUCGCUGGACAAGCUAAUCAAACAGCACAGUCAAAUGUUCGAUUUGUGUGCACCGAUGCGCGGCUGUCCCGUCCAGCAUGUGCGGCAUCUGUUCAUGGAGGGCGAUCACAGGUUCAAGGAUAAUUUGGGGAAGGUCGAUGUGCACUGCUUCCUGCUGACAGACAUGCUGCUCGUGUGCAAGACGAUAGCCAAGAAGGGUCUGGGCGCAUUGAAGGUCAUACGCCAGCCAUACCUGACUGAUCACCUAAUGGUGCACUUGGGGCCCAACAAUACCCUGAACUGCGUCUACCUAAAUGAGUUCCAAGUGGCCACCACAGCGUUUACGCUGCAAUGCACCGAGGCGAAGAACUGGCAUGAUGCCCUGUGGCGGGCCAAGACUAUCUAUCAAAGACUGAAACGUGGAGUUGGAGGCGGUGCCGGCAGCGUGGGCGACAGUUUUAGGUUUGGCGGUAGUGGCGCCAGUGGCGGUACCGCCGACUCUUUAGGCGUUCGCAAAUCGCCAAUGAACUCAUCGAUAUGCAGCCAUGUGUCCAGCGCCAAUAAUAGUCACAGUGGGUCCGUGGAAUGGAACGAUUCCCGGAACAUUUCCGUUGAUUUCGAGAAGACAAACUCGCUGUCCAGCGACGAGGGCUCUAGUCUACUAACGGGUGGUCAUGGCCAGAUGGUGAAGAUGAAGCAACAACAACAGCAGCAACUGCACAAACCCAAGAUCGCAACGAUCGCCACCGGAUCGGGGAACACGUUGUUGGUGCAGCCGAUCAAUCAUUUGGGCCAGAGCCUGCCGAAUCUGAAUUUGCAUCACAGCCAUACUAACCUUUACCAUACUUAUAGUAACAAUACACUGCUCGUGCCGGGCACGACAUCUAGUCACUCGGGCAACUUACUGUUGUCGCCCAGUCAUCGCGGCAUUUCCUAUCCACCGCCGAGCCCAACGAGAGUGCCGCUGCGUCGGGGCAAUGCCUUCUCCACGUCCACAAAGAAUCCACCGCUACUGAAGACACGCAACAUAACCUCACAAAACAGUAUUAAUUGGCACCAGAUACCAGCCACACCCACCCCACCCAGUCCACAGUCGCAGCACAAUUCGCCUGGCAAUGUUGGUGGCGCCUCUAGUCUGCAGAAAUCCUUACCAGCCCUCAUCACCAAUGACAGGGAAGCCCCGGGAGUGGCGAAGCCAUCAUCGAGCAGCCAUCAAACGGUCAUACCUUCUACAUCGAAUCACAAUCUAGCACAGCUACAACGACCAUUGAGUACUGAGACGGAUGUUUGAUGCGGGCACCUUAUCAGCCACAACUACAACAACUACAACAACAACGACUACAACGGUUCCAACAACAAAUAUUUAGCAUUUAGUGAAUAUAAAAUUUAACGCUUAUGGAGAAUUAUGAUUCGGUAAAUCAAACAAUAUAUACUUUCCAACUAACAUAUACUUACCUACAUAUAAAUGUUUAUUAUGAAGGAAAACUGCACUUUUGGGUCCAAACUUAAGUUUGUCUGCAUCUGUGGCUUACAAGCCUGUCUCCAAUCCAUAUGUCCUAAUCCAUAAGUAUUCCUAAAGUCUUUAUUCAAAAUUUAAUAAUAAUUGCGUGUGUCAGAGACACCAAACCACUUGAAAGUAUUGAGUAUGUGUAUAAAUAUAUACAUAAAUAUUUUAAUAUCUGGAUGUAAAUAAAUAC
Molecule: messenger RNA, 4981 nt
Organism: Scaptodrosophila lebanonensis
Lineage: Eukaryota; Metazoa; Arthropoda; Insecta; Diptera; Drosophilidae
Exons: 12
Coding region: 304-4575 (1423 amino acids)
Biological process (GO): endothelial cell migration; Rho protein signal transduction
Cellular component (GO): axon; endocytic vesicle; plasma membrane
Molecular function (GO): guanyl-nucleotide exchange factor activity
Source: RefSeq, a predicted model, not a curated record